Molecule: messenger RNA, 1731 nt
Organism: Trichomonas vaginalis G3
Lineage: Eukaryota; Parabasalia; Trichomonadida; Trichomonadidae
Product: Ankyrin repeat family
Exons: 1
Coding region: 1-1731 (576 amino acids)
Cellular component (GO): cytoplasm; nucleus
Molecular function (GO): protein binding
Source: RefSeq, a predicted model, not a curated record
AUGGCAGAAAUUCUUAUUUCAUAUGGUGCAAAUAUCGAUGAAAAGGAUAAUGAUGGAGAAACCGCACUUCAUUUUGCAGCAAUAAAUAAUAGUAAAGAAACAGUUGAAAUUCUAAUUUCACAUGGUGCAAAUAUCAAUGCAAAAGAUGAAGUAGGACAAACCGCACUUCAUAUUGCAGCAAUAAAUAAUAGUAAAGAAACUGCUGAAGUUCUUAUUUCAUAUGGCGCAAAUAUCAAUGAAAAAGAUAAUAAUGGAAGAACAGCUCUUCAUUGUGCUGCAAAGAAUAAUAGUAAAGAAACAGCAGAAAUUCUUAUUUCACAUGGUGCAAAUAUCAAUGAAAAAAAUAAUAAUGGAAGAACAGCUCUUCAUUGUGCUGCAAAGAAUAAUAGUAAAGAAACAGCAGAAAUUCUUAUUUCACAUGGUGCAAAUAUCAAUGAAAAAGAUAAUAAUAGAAGAACAGCUCUUCAUCAUGCUGCAGAGAAUAAUAGUACGGAAACAGCAGAAAUUCUUAUUUCGCAUGGUGCAAAUGUCAAUGAAAAAGAUGAAGAUGGAGAAACAGCUCUACAUUGUGCAUUAUUGAAUGAUAAUAAAGAAAUAGCCGAACUUAUAAUUUCACAUGGUGCAAAUAUCAAUGAAAAAGAUAAAGAUGGCGAAACGAUACUUCAUUAUGCAUCAUAUAACAAUAAUAAAGAAAUAGCCGAAUUUCUAAUUUCACAUGGUGCAAAUGUCAAUGAAAAAGAUGAAGAUGGGAAAACCGCUCUUCAUUUUGCGGCAAGUAAUAAUAGUACAGAAACAGCAGAAAUUCUUAUUACACAUGGUGCAAAUAUCGAUGAAAAGGAUAAUAAUGGAGUCACUGCUCUUCAUAACGCAGUAUUAAAUAAUAGUAAAAAAACGACCGAACUUCUAAUUUCAAACGGUGCAAAUAUCAAUGAAAAAAAUAAAGACAGUAUAACUGCCCUUCAUUUUGCAUCAUAUAACAAUAAUAAAGAAAUAGCCGAAUUUCUAAUUUCACAUGGUGCAAAUGUCAAUGAAAAACGUAAUAAUGGAAUAACAGCUCUUCAUUGUGCUGCAGAGAAUGAUAGCAAAGAAACAGCAGAAAUUCUUAUUACACAUGGUGCAAAUAUCAAUGAAAAAGAUGAAGAUGGAAAAACCGCUCUUCAUAGAGCAGCAUGGUAUAAUAGUAAAGAAACAGCAGAAAUUCUUAUUUCACAUGGUGCAAAUAUCAAUGAAAAAGAUAAAGAUGGCGAAACGAUACUUCAUUAUGCAUCAUAUAACAAUAAUAAAGAAAUAGCCGAAUUUCUAAUUUCACAUGGUGCAAAUGUCAAUGAAAAACGUAAUAAUGGAAUAACAGCUCUUCAUUGUGCUGCAGAGAAUGAUAGCAAAGAAACAGUAGAAAUUCUUAUUUCACAUGAUGCAAAUGUCAAUGAAAAAGAUGAAGAUGGAGAGACAGCUCUACAUUGUGCAUUAUUGAAUGAUAAUAAAGAAAUAGCCGAAUUUCUUAUUUCGCAUGGUGCAAAUGUCAAUGCAAAAGAUGAUGAUGGGAAAACCGCUCUUCAUUUUGCGGCAAGUAAUAAUAGUACAGAAACAGCAGAAAUUCUUAUUUCACAUGAUGCAAAUAUCGAUGAAAAGGAUAAUAAUGGAGUCACUGCUCUUCAUGUUGCAUUAUAUUAUAGCAAUAAUGAAAUCACGGAAAUUCUUAUUUUAAGGUGUCUUACAAGGAUAAAAUUUUAA